CCCUGCAUCCUCGCCUGCUCGCUCUCUCCUGCCCGCCGGGUGCUGAAGUUGGACGGAUGGCAGCGAGCAGGCUCCGCUAGAGGACCGAGCCGCCCCGCCUCGCGCUCCCGGAGCUCCCCGCGCGCUGCCCGCACCGCCAGGCGCCCGGGUUGGACCUGGUGCUUGGGAGAAAUUUUGAUUAAUUAGGCCCUAUUGUGGGCUUUGCCUGCAGACUUCAGGAUACAAGUUAGCAGUUCAGAGAUAGUGGAGUUUCCCCAAGGCUAUGGACAGCCAAUCCGGGACUACCGUAGCUGAAAUGCGAAAGAGGCAGCAGUCACAAAAUGAAGGAACACCUGCCGUGUCUCAAGCACCUGGAAACCAGAGGCCCAACAACACGUGUUGCUUUUGUUGGUGCUGUUGUUGCAGCUGCUCCUGCCUCACUGUUAGGAACGAAGAGAGAGCAGAAACUGCAGAAAGACCCACGCUUACCACCAAAUUGGAGAGUAUCCAGGUCCUAGAGGAAGGCCAAAACCCCACUACAGAUGAAGUCUUGUCCUGGUCUCAAAAUUUUGACAAGAUGAUGAAGGCCCCGGCAGGAAGAAAUCUUUUCCGAGAGUUCCUCCGAACAGAAUACAGUGAAGAGAACCUACUUUUCUGGCUUGCCUGUGAAGACUUAAAGAAAGAGCAGAACAAAAAAGUCAUUGAAGAAAAGGCCAGAAUGAUAUAUGACGAUUACAUUUCGAUACUAUCACCAAAAGAGGUCAGUCUUGACUCUCGAGUUAGAGAGGUGAUCAAUAGAAAUCUGUUGGAUCCCAAUCCUCACAUGUAUGAAGAUGCCCAACUUCAGAUAUAUACCUUAAUGCACAGAGAUUCUUUUCCAAGGUUUUUGAACUCUCAAAUAUAUAAGUCAUUUGUUGAAAGUACUGCCAGUUCUACUUCUGAAUCUUAAUUUUCACUUAAAGAAAUCAUUUUGGAGGGCUGGGAUGGGAAAUAAAAGUUGUCAUAUAACAUCAGACACGGAGUUCCUGGAGAACUACAGUUUAGCAUUCCUCAGGCUACUGUGAAAAUAAAACCAUAUGGUCUUUGUCUCCAUUUUUAUCAAGGUUAUCCAUGGUUAACUUUGGAGAAAAUACCACAUAAAACAAUGAAUUGCCAAAUUAAGUUUGUUUUACUCAACACUCAUUCUACUUGCAAGCAAACUGUAUUUGUAGUCCUAUGAACAGUCUCCUAGUGUAUUUCCAGAGACUGCAUGUGCAAAGUCAAACUGCUUCUUUUGCCAUGUAGUUGUUGUAAUAUUUAAUCCAGUGACAUAACUUAUAUCUGUAUUUAAGGACUUUUGUGCAAUAUGGUCUUACAGAAAUAAUUGCCAAAAAGUUGGCUGUAGUUUGCGUUUUUAAAUAUAAUCUAAGACAGACAAAGCCAAUUUUUAAAUUGUAAACAAUAGUAUUCAACAUGCUAUAUACUGUGUUCAGUACACUCAUUUUGAAGCCAAUAUAUCUGUACAUGAAAAAAGAGCUAUUUAUCUCUGUUUGUUGGGAAAUCCCAAUGGGGGAUUCCUCUGGUUGUUCACUGCCAAAACUGUGGCAUUUUUAUUACAGAAGCAUUUGUUGUGUAAAAAAUAAUAAGAUGAAAAGAGAAAAAAAGCACAAAAUAAUUUGAAGAUCUUCUAUCUCAAUGACAAAUCAAAGAAUGAUAUUGUUUUUAAUUGUAACAGAAGAAAAUGAAUCUAUGUAUAUAUCACAUGUCCAAUACUGUAAUUAAUUUAUUAAAGGCUGGCUCUCCAGUUCUCAAACAGUUGUGUAAUGUAUGUACUUUAGCAAGAAAAAAUGAUAAGCUUGAUAACUUAGUUUUGAAAUAUAAGGAAAGGAUCUAAUAAAGGAAUGCCUACAUGUAGCAUCAUAAAAAAUGUUGAAGAAAAACAUCUGUCCCUGUGGCAUAUUUUCCUUGAAAGUGAAAUCCAGUGAAAAGCUAAGUUUUUAACUAACACAAGUUUUAUAAGGGUUAUAAAGAAGAUAAUUCUCUAUUUCAGACCUUAACUGUUUUCACAUAGUAUCUUAAGAAUUACUUAUUUUAAAAAUGUUGAAACCAAACUAUUAAUUCUCAUCCAUAACUAAAAGGCAGUACAGUGCUCAAAUCUCCUAGCUGCCAUAUUAUUUUUUAAAGUCUCACUAAAUCUUUAAGACAAAUACUUGCCUGACAUUGGCAUGCACUUUUUGACAUUCAAGAAAACAGUAUCCUAUUGUGCACCAACACAAAAAAGUCAGAGUCAUAUUUAUAUCAAGACGUUACAUUUGAAUAUUAAUAUACCCUGGAGGCUAUUUUUUUAAUCUUACACUUAUUAAAUAUAAUAUUGAGUAACCUAAAAUGAAAGUUUUAAAAAUAUUUAUAUCCAAUGAAAAUACUGGCCUUAUAUUAAGGAUGAUAUUAAAAUUAUAGGUUUUUCAUUGUCAUUUUUAACUACCUCUCAUUUUUUAAUUUAUUAAACAUUAAAAAAAUAAGUUUGGGUUUUCUUUUUAAAUUUUAUUUUACUUGAAAGGUUGGCAUUGUAAGUUUCUUUUUCCAUAAACUUAAAACAUGUUAAGAAUUGUUUUUUUUAAGUGAAUUUAAUUUUCUAAUUUAUAUAGGAUUCAGGAGAUACGUUUAAAAGGGCUAUUAUCUAUUCCCUAUGCAAAUAUUUUAACUGUUGCAGUGUUUAACAAAAUGGGAUUUUAAAAAAUGUUUGAAGAGUAGAAAACAAAAAUGUUCUGUUUACACUGGCGUUGCUGACUAUCCUAUCAUAUUCAGCACUUUUAAACACAUUAUUUAUGAAAAUGUACUUAAAAUACAAGAUAGAAAAUAUUUAUAAUGAUAAUUUCUUUUAACAAAUGCCUGUUUUUGUCUGAAAGUGUUAGUGUGUUUAGACAUACUUUAUCCAUGUCAAUUAGAUAUUUACUAUUUGAAUAAUAGUUUUCAGUAAUAUGUUGAAAAAUGAUAAAGAUGUUUACAAAAAGUCAUAUUUUUUUUCCUAAAGAGUGAAGAAAAACCUAAAAGAAUCAUCACUUCUAUUGUGAAUUUCUAUUGUUCCUGAAUUAUUUAAUUUUUUGGUUAGAAUUGAGUUUAUUAUGCUACUAUGAUGUAUACACAUAUAUGUUGUAAUAUCAUACUUGUUGCUGUGUUUGAAGCACAAUAAAUUGGUGCACAUGACUAGAAAAUAUGUACUAUAUUAUGAUAUACUGCAUGCAUCAAUCUUUUAAAUGUACACUUUAUAUUCUUGUUGUUACUAUAUAUGAUGGUGACCUGCUAGUCGUAAGUUAUCUUUAUAAGAUACUUUGGGUUCUUAGAUGAAUUGUCUGUUUGACAAUACUUUUAAUAUUUUACCAAAUGUAAAAGAUAAGGGCCCUUAUAAAGAGUCCUGAUCUGUAACUUGGGCAUUUGUAGAAUACAGAUUUUGAAGUUAGUAUAUCCUUUUGAAACCUGAUUAGGAAGUUGUUUUGAGAAUGAUUCUAGAGUAGAUUUUACACAUCAGAUGUCCCUAACCAUGCUAUGUAGCAUUUCUGUGCUAAAUUCCUACUUUGGAGGGAGGGGAGGGUUACUCAUUUAAUUUCAAAAUGUUUAAAGUUUCUAUCUAAGAGUAUGUCUGUAUAUUUGAAACUCUACAAAUUUGCUUUAAUUACAGAGCUAUAAUAAACAAACAAAUGCCCUCAAAUGGUGUCUAUGCUACCAUUCCAAGAGCACAAUAUUUGUUUUGGUAGAAUUAGACUUUCCCAGUGAGUGAAUUCCUCCCUGAGGAAAAAUUAGCACUUUAGAAGGUACACAUGUGUUUCAGAUUGCCAAGAUCUCUUUGUAUACUGUUAGAAUCUGCUAAUGCGCACAGAAAGAGGUUAAUGCUUUUUCUAUAGUGCCUAUGAUGGAAAGAAAAGUAGAGGAUAUAGAUUAUAUAUAAAUAUAUAGAAAUAAACUGGAGAGCCAGAGGUGGAUCUUGCAUAUAGAUCACACUAGUAAUGGAUGGGUGACACUUCUUCCUUACUAUAGAUAAUUAUUAUGUUACCCAAAGGUAAUAUAGAUACCCCAACAGUGUUACAAGGCAGCUGUAAGUGCAGUAGGUGCACUGGCAUAUGAACAACUAUAGCAAAACACAAUUUUGAUGUCAAUGUUAUUCAGUGCAAAAAUCAAGACCAUAAUGUGGUCUUUUUUUUUUUUAAAUCUUAAAAUCUGUACAUAGGAUGACCAGUUUUGAUAUUUGGUCAUGGUGCAUGGGGUGUUUAAUAGUAAGUAUCCUUUAACGUUGCCUAGAUUCUUAUUUACAGAAUGAAAUGUAUAUCCUAUUUUUACCUGAUAAUUCAGUUUUGCAAAAGGACUAUAGAAAUAGGUAGAUAAUGUUUAUUUAUUAGGGGCAAAAAUACAUUUUCACCAUUUUAAUCUGAUUUAAAAUAAUAUCUGAUUCUUAAUUUUUAAUUUAUCUAUUUUCCCCAUACACUUUUAACUUAUGCUGAAAAAAAUAAGUCAUUGUAAUUGUGACAAAUUACAUUUGCAAAAAAUACAAUAUAUCAGAUGCAUCGAGGAAAAAAUGUACAAUCAGAAAAUAAAAUAAGAACCUUGUGAAUGCCACCUAAAUUUCCUAGAUCUAAAAUGCCUUUAACUAGUACCCUAUGAAACAUGAAUUUUGAAAACUUUGCACUGCAUACUUUGGCAAAUUAUUGUGAAAGGUGGUCAAGCUAUUUCCAGAAAAUCUUCCGGCCUGUGUAUUUAUGCUGAUAGUUAUAAUGGUUAAUUUUCAAAGUGUACUUUUGCAAAGGCUUCUAUUUAUGUGCUCUUUUCAGUUCUUUAUAAAUUUCUGACAAAUAUACAAUGUUAGUUCUCCUGAGAAAAUAAUAUUAAAUCUGUAAAAAUUUUAGCUAUUCCUCACUUGCUACAACUGAAAAUAUUUAUCAAUAAAACUGAUACCAAAAAUUUGUUUCAGAUGUUCCCUGAAACAUUCUUAAUAUUAUCCUUGCAACACACAACAGGUUGUCGAGUUUUAUUUACAAAUAUGAAGCUUUAAUUACAAAUGUGAUUUCAAGCUACAUUUCUGUCCUGUGACUGGGCAAACCAUGUAUCCUGAGCAUGUUUCCUCAUUUCAAAUGCAGAAUAUUCUCUAUAAGAUGAUCAUAAGAAAGAAAUGAAAUAAACAUGGAUAAAGUGUUAUUUUAACAAAGUUCUCCAGCUCAAUAAAAAUUACCAUUUUUCAAGAAUGUAUACACUAAAUGCCAUUUUAAUGCACUUCUCUCAUAUUUUUUUCAAACCAUACUUUAAAAGUAUUACUUAGUUAUUCAUCCAAAAAAUACAACCAAGAUUAUUUUCAGAUGGAGGAAUAUAUGAAUGUCAUGCUUUGUUCAAUAAUGUGAUUCAAAAUCACUGUUUUCAGUUCACUAACAUCAUUCUGAACCUACAAUUAAGAAAAAAAAUCACACACAUGGAGAUAUAUAUGGUUAGAUGUGUGUGUAUAAUAGAGGUUUAAAUCAUAGUUUAAAAAAGAAAUCAUUAAAAAAAAAAGAAAAAUCAUUUACAAGAAUGGGGAGAAUACAAAUACCAAAUAAUUUGCCAAAUAUAUAUGUGGGUGGGGGGAUAGAAGUAAAAUUGUUAUGAGAUUGGCCAUUAGAAAACAUUGAUAUCAACAUGGAAUAGAAAGCAUUUUUUAAUAUUAGAGUAGUAUGAUUUUAAAAUUAAGUUUACUAGGAAAAUAAAAGAAUAAAUGUAUUUGUAUGCUCACAAAAUUUAGCAUUAACGUUUUAUUUUUGAAUAAUUUCAAGUUUACAGACAAAUUGCAAAGAUAGUACAGAGAGGUUCCAUGUACAGCACACGCAUGAGAUAUCCGUCACAUAAAGAACCAACAUCCGUGCAUUAGGUCUACACUUCAGAUUCCCUGAGUUUUGCCUUCUUCUGUCCCAGGACCCCUUCAAGAUGCCACAUUACAUUUAGCCAUCGUGUCCUUAGGCUCCUCAUAGCUGUGACAGUUUCUCAAACUUCUCUUGCUUUUGAGGACUUUGACAGGUUUAAGGAGCACUGGCCUAGCAUUUUGCAGAAUGUUCCUCAGUUGGAAUCUGUCUGACGUCUCCCCCAUGAUGAGACAGGUGUUACCAUUUGGGGAAGGGAGACCCCCGAAGUAACGUGGCAUUUCUACCACAUGGUGUCACCGGUGCACACCACCAUCAUGACUUAUCACUGGUGAUGUUGCCUUUGGUCAUCUGGCUGAGGUAGUGUUUGUCAGGUUUCUCUACUGUAAAGUAAUAGAUUUUUAAGAGGUAUUAUUGCAUGUAAAUUUAUUGGACAUUUAUAUUGAGCUAAAAAAAAGUUAUGAGUAGAUUCCUCAGCAGUGCUGUUAGGUUCCAUUAAAUGACUGCUAACAAGUACUAUGAAGAAAAUACAAUGAACUGAAACGUGAAAUGGAAAAAUUCCUAAACAGUGUUAGCUUGAAUACUUAUUUAAUGGAGGGGAAAGUGAAUUUUUUCCUUAAAAUUAGUAUAAUUACCUUAAUCCUCUACAUCUCUUUCGUAGUAAAGAUGUUAGUCUUACUAAUUGUCAUAGUAGGUACUUUAAACUGAUAAUUAUUUUGCUGAGUUUUUCUAUACCGCCCUCCAAUGAACAAUAAACACUGAAUAUUGAAAUAAUGUAGAAGUCUUGAUUUUUUCCCUUGCUUUAACCUAUUUGUCAUAAACGCAGUUUCUUGUAUAUGAUUUCAGUAUAUUUGCUAAAUAUAAAAACUAAUUUAAAUGUGAUUGGUUCUGUAAAAUUUAUCAUAUUGAACAUAUGUCAUUUUUUUUACUACCAUGUUCAUUGUACUUAGUAAUCUAUAUCCUUAUUUUGGAGCCCACCAAUAUUAGUUGGCCAUAAAGAAAUUGUGAAUGCAUGAUGAAUACAAUUUAAGAGAUACCAUGCUUGGUUAUUUUGUAAAGCCAGAAUAACUGUAGGUACCUACAAACUGAAUAGAUAAUCCAGAUUAUAUUUCCUCCCAUUUAAGUUUUGGGUUUUGUUUCCUCUUUCUUGAGUCUAUUUUAUCAUUUUACCUAUGUACAAUAGACACUGAAAACGCUAGCAUUUUCAAAUGUAAUAGAAUUUGAGCAUGACAAUAAUGUAAGAAAACUUAGAAGUCUCAAACUAUGUAUAUUUGAGUUUUCAAAGUAAAUCAAAUUACAGCUGUUUUCAUUUGACCAUAUUGUGUGAACCUAUGGAUAUUACUGUAAAAUGCACAUGCAUUACACUGACUUUAAAAAUGUUUUGAAUCAAUAAAGAAUCCACCAAUAUAUCCUUAA
Messenger RNA from Myotis myotis, 7247 nucleotides. It is a transcript of the gene RGS17, whose product is annotated as regulator of G protein signaling 17. Lineage: Eukaryota; Metazoa; Chordata; Mammalia; Chiroptera; Vespertilionidae. The transcript is spliced from 6 exons. Bases 263 to 928 code for a protein of 221 amino acids. The record is from RefSeq and is a predicted model, not a curated record.